Lottia gigantea (owl limpet) is the source of this 2416-nucleotide messenger RNA. RefSeq lists its product as hypothetical. The record is from RefSeq and is a predicted model, not a curated record. The transcript is spliced from 5 exons. The coding region runs from base 121 to 1203 and encodes 360 amino acids. Lineage: Eukaryota; Metazoa; Mollusca; Gastropoda; Lottiidae.
GAAGUUGUCAAUUUUGACCCUUUAUUUUCUUGUCGACAUAUGACAUGACAUUAAUGGAGUCAAUGAAAAUAUGAAUUGUUUUUAUUCAGUUGUAAAUAUCUGCUUUUGAUCAUCUCGAAAAUGGCUGUCAGUUUACCAGAGUCGGCUGAUUUUGAGGGUUAUUUGGAGAAACAUGGAACAGGCACAGUGUCGAAAUUAUUAGGGAAACAAAAGAAGACAUGGUGUUUUUUACAGGAUGCUUGGUUAUAUUGUCACCAGAGUAAUAACAAGAGAUCAUCAGUUGUGAGUUCCAUAGAUUUAACAGAAGCUCAGAUGAUAAGAAAAAUAAAUUCAGAUAAAUCUGGCUUACAGUUUGAAAUAGUUACCAAAUUCAAGAAUAUCACUUUUACUGCUGGCACUACUAAUGAAUGCAAUGAAUGGAUAAAACAUUUACAGAAGGCUAUGACAUUUAAAGACAAUAUAAAUGUACCAACAACUGACAGGAAAUCUACUAACUUGCAUCAUUAUGAUGAAAUAGAUAUGAACCAAGGUCAUAAAAAUACUGUUCAACAUGCAUCAUCAUCAAGUGCCCAAUAUGAAGAUAUUGACAAAUUUCACACCUCUGUUAGUCCUAAAGCAGAUACCAGCAGUCAUUAUGCUUCCAUUGAUGAUGAUGAAGUUUUUACAUCUAAGAAUAAUGACAAAAGCCCUGUAUCAAAUGUAUGUGAAUAUUCUACAGUAAUUCCUAAAGAGCAAAGGAAAACGCCCUCCAAAGAUGACAUUUCUUCAUCUCAGAAGCCAACAGAAAAAUGUCCACUUGAUAGUUCUGCUGAAAAGAAAAACUCCAUUGAAAAUAAUAAUAUCAGAAAGGAUUCUCAGAAUGAAAAUCCUUCAGCCAAAAGGAAUAUUUCAGAAAGGCAAGAUCAAGACAAAACAGCAGUGAACUCUUCAAAGGGAGAUAAUGAAGUCAAUCUGGAGGCAGAAGAAGAAGAAUCAAUUGAUGAUGUACAUUCCAUGAUUCCAACAAACUUUCCAGAAUUGAAAGAGGAGCUGUAUUCAUUAAGCGAAAAUGAUAUGAAACCUAUUUCAGAUCUAAAAACCUUUCUACAUGAUAACAAUCUUAAUCUUGAUAAAAGACCUCUGACUCAAAUAUCUACAGCUAAAACUGAAAUAACAGAUCCUUUUGAAUCUCUGAAAGCAUACCUCAAAUCAUUAGAUCUUUGAUCAGUUUUUACAAUUUCAUUUUGACAUAAUUUCAUCGAAUUUGGGGCAAAUAAAGCCUAAAUUACACUCAUGCACUUAUAAUAAGAUGAUCUUUAGGGUGAAAGUUUGAGAUUACCCAGUAAAUAUACAGUAUCAGCAAUGACAUUCACUGUAAAAGAUCAUCAUUAUUUUGUUUUUCAUGUUCCAAACCGAUUGGAAAUUUCAAUGUUUCUGUCUUCUGUUCAUUAGGUGACCCCUCUUGCCAAUCAUGAUCUUAUGAAUAUGUUAUGAAUUUCAUGGUUUGGGCUAUGUAAUAUGUAAUCAAUCAAAUAACUUAAAUUUCCUUUCUGAGGUAUUCUGGGAUAUACAUCCUUAAAUUUUUACUUGUCUGUUGUCUGCUCACCUUAAUCAGACAUUUGAUUGGUUAGCUCAGUAGGACAAGUUUGGGAUAAAGUUUGAACAUGAUUUAAAGAAGAAUUGUGUCAGAUCAAGGAUGAGAGGUGUAGUAACAUCCACAAACAAAACGAUUUUAUCUACAAUGAGUAAAAACAUUUAAAGUUUUUAGUAAGUGAAUCUUACUUUUAAAUAGUUUUUGAUAUUAUCAUUUUAAGGGACGGGUCUGUUUUCGGGGGUUGAUUUGGAUCUUUCAUAUAUGUAAAUAGUCUUUAGAAGUACUAGAAAUGAACAAAAAUUGCAUAAUUCCUUCAAAAAUACCCUUAACUAGGUAUUUCUUUUAUUUCUAUUUAUGUCUUUUCUAUGUACGAUAAAGUCUCUGGAAAAGACGAAUAGUCUUUUUUACUUUGUUAAACGCUAAUUUCGAUGGUGAGCUGUGAAUACUGAAUAGCUUAGCUAGAAAUUCAGGUACAAUUGGUCUAACGGAUGUCUUUUUUUUCAUGGAUUGAAUAUCAAAGAUUCCUUCAUCUUUCAUACACACAAGGAUUAUGUUUUAUUUUGUAAUCUGUUUAUCUUUCAAUUAUUUUAUACUUUUGUUAUAAAAUUGUUUUAAUACUACGCCACUAGGUAACUUUCUUUGAUGUUUUACAACAAUAAAUGUGUUAUGUCACUAUAAAUGUGUUAUGUCACUAUAAAUGUGUUAUGUCACUAUAGUAUUUUGUUUAUAAUUAUUUUUAUUGUUUUAUUGUCUCAUACACUAUGUCAUAUUAUUCUCUGCAGUAUUGUCGUUCCACUUCUUUGUUUAUAUAUUUUGAGCGUAAUAAAAAUUAUAGCCAAGUAU